This is a messenger RNA of Thermochaetoides thermophila DSM 1495, 3660 nucleotides long. Its product is annotated as ubiquitin-interacting motif-containing protein. Gene Ontology annotation, biological process: proteasome-mediated ubiquitin-dependent protein catabolic process. The coding region runs from base 1 to 3660 and encodes 1219 amino acids. Lineage: Eukaryota; Fungi; Ascomycota; Sordariomycetes; Sordariales; Chaetomiaceae. Gene Ontology annotation, cellular component: nucleus; proteasome regulatory particle, base subcomplex; cytosol. The transcript is spliced from 3 exons. The record is from RefSeq and is a predicted model, not a curated record. Gene Ontology annotation, molecular function: polyubiquitin modification-dependent protein binding.
AUGCAGCCAGGGCUGGUCAAAACCCCGUUGAACCAUCUAGUUGAGCCAGACAGCCCCCACCCUGCACAGCCUGCCAUCUCCGCCCGCCAUGGCCCUGGUUCUUGUUGCGACCGCGACCGCGAGCGCCUCCCAGCCUCAGCCGCCAGCCCCGAUGCUGGCCCGUUUUCCGUCCAGCCUUCCGGUUACGACGGCGCCGACGGACGCCCUGACGACGGCAGCGCCCCGGAUGUCACCCUGUUCGGCCAUCAGCGGCAGCAAUAUGCACCCCAAGACCCUGGCCGGUUGAUUGCCGCCGAGGGGAACAAGCUGCCUAUGGCCGUUACUGUUACCGUUACCGUUGCCGGCCAGCGCAUCACCGAGUACGAGAAUGCGUCUAUUGCACCGGCCCCUUGUCGCACAUCGCGCCCGUCGCUGGCCUUCAGGGUCACUCACGGCCCGCCGUCGACCGGCGUGAAGUUGACCGACUUUCCGAACGAGAUCUUGACCCAAAUCCUGUCUCAUCUGCAUCCUGACUCUCAUGCCGCCGUCGCUCUGGUUUCGAAGCGCUUCUACGCCCUCGUAACAACUCCGUAUGCUUGGCGUGCUGCCUUCCUGCGCUACUUCCCAGGUCAGGAUGCCUUGGCAGACCACGUAAAGUACCGUGUAGGAUCAAAGCCUACCGAUUCGUCCGAUUAUAUCCGCUCUGAGGUUCGCUACUUCACUCGUCUGACGCCUUUGUCCUCAUGGCGAAGCGAAUAUCUCCUUCGCACCCGCCUGCUUCGGAGCGUUGUGCGAGGGAAACCAGGCGUUGCUGGCGCAGCCGUUCGUUCGUCUUGUCAGUCUGGCAAGAAAGCAACCGCCGUCCUGACGUACAACCCGAAGCUUCCAUGGCUGGUCACCAGCCUGCAUGCCGACUUUACUGGGGGGAGAAAAGGCCCGAGGGCUAUACAUGGCAGUGCCGAUCUCGGCAUGGCCACUUUUAGUGAUCCCACUACCGGCAGGAUUGAGAAGUUGGGUCUUGAUGACCCAUUUUCGUUCCAACAGCUUGACGAGGUCUUUCCAGAUCUCGAGUAUUGGGGCCUUGGUGACGGACCCGCCGCUGUCCCGAAUGUCAUUGACGUGAGCCAGCACUAUGGUUUGGCCGGAGGUGAGGGUUUUCCUGGCGGCCACGUCUACUAUAAAGCGCCAGGUCAGCUGCGCGGUCGUUAUCUGGGCCGUGAACGAAGUGCCCUUGAUCCGCUGCCCCCGGAUAUUCCCAAGAUUCCAGAGUUGUCCGAAGCCAUAAGUUGUGUUUGGAUCGCCAAGUCUUCUAAUGUGCCUACUAUCACGCAGUCCAUGGUAGGCAUCAUGGUUGGCUCUACGCUGGGUGUAGUAACCAGUUACGCGCUCGGCCGGGAGUCUACCGGCCCUCGGUACGCUGAUGGGGACAUCACCGCUCGCUGGGUGCUGAGCCCCGGCGUCCCCAUCGUUGACAUCAAAGUUGAUGACCAUUACUGCUACCGGCGAAAGGCUCUAGGACGUGUUUGGGCCGUGGCUUUAAAUGCUCUUGGAGAGGUAUUCUACCUGACCGAAGUGCCAGAACCUGUGCCAGCCCGAGAGAAGGUGGAAAAUAAAAUUAACGCCGCCUGGCGCGCAGGGCGGACUGCUUAUUGGGAGCUGAUCGAAUCAACACGCCGCAGGCCACGACUUGACGAGUUCAACAAGACUUCCGUCAGCGACACCAGCUUUCCCAGGUCCCCCGCGAAUUCGAUGGGGCUGAGUAAAGAGCAGAUAGCUGCGGAUGCUCGCCAAAUUGAGCAGCUUAUGCGGCAACCCCCAACUUACUUCCGAAGAGCCUUCGAGGGUUGGGAUAUGUUGCGUCGCCUUGAGGUUGACUUCGCUGCUGGGAGCGAAGGGGGUGACGGGGAAGCCAUCUUUGUCAUUACAUGCGGCGAUCAACAUGGAGGGCGCCCCUCUAUCCGCCGCCACCGUGGCUCACUCUUAGGGGGCAAUGUGACUGAAACCGGGCAGAAAGCGACUCCUGAGGAUUUCAGAGUAGCUCUCUCGACUCUCGGACUCGGCAGGUCCAAUUCCGGGUCCUCUCCAGCACGGGCGGCUAAUAGUCAUGAGUGGCAGGUCGCUGAGCUUGCGUUCACGCAGCGCCAUGGCCUCGAGAUCACUGCCAGCGCUGUCGACCAAUCCAUGUACGCCGUUGUUGCAGCUUUCGAGGACCCGCUGCUUUCUAGCUCUCAGACAGUUACUCCCAAUCCGGCCGCUACCCCCAUUGCAAAGCAGCCCCUGGGCGAAAUCCCUGGUCGGCGUGCUCGACUGCUGGCUGUCGGCACCAAUGCCGGUUCUAUUUUUGUCUGGAACACGCGCGAUGGCGCAGAAUCCGUCAUCCAUCCGUUGCGGAUUAUUCAGACCGAAUCUCCUGAGGUUACCAGCCUUGCAUUGUCUUCGCUUUAUCUCGUACAUGGUGGAAGUGACAGUCUGGUCCAAGUCUGGGACCCGCUGGCCUCAUCUCCUGAUCCUAUCCGCACAAUUAAUGCCAAAUCUAACGGCCGGAUUCCGCGCCACUUGCUCAACGCCAACCCUGCAUUAGCUCAGGCAAAUUAUUUUAGUGUCCGAGCCAUCUUUCUCGAUCCAGACCCAACUGCUCUGCGUGGCAUCCUCGCCUGUGGCACUUAUGUUCGUUUCUGGAAUUACAGUUCUUCUUCAACAACUCAGCAUUCGGGUCGAAAGCGCCGGCACCGUCAUCAUCACGACAUCGUCCAUGGUGCAGGUGGUGCACGUCGGAACUCCAAUACCGUCGAAAGUCACAUCGCUGCUGAGCAGGCUGAAUUGCGACGCGAAAGGGAGCGUCGAGAGAAAGAACUCGAGCGUCUUCGCAGAAAGUACGUUGGCGAUGGGUGGAUGGGUGAACUGACCGAGGAAGAGGCGUUGCAAUAUGCCAGAAUCAUUUCGGAGGAGGCAUAUCUGUUGGAAGAACAACGACGUCUGAGUGUGGCCAGCACCAGCGACAAAGCAUCAACAGCAGAAGCUGUCUCUGGGAGGGACACUGCGUCGUCUGUCGGCAGCGUAGAAACCAUCACACCAGAACCAAGUCUUUCUGGAGCUGCUGCUGCUCCUACUGUGUUGGAACCGAGCGCCACAUCGUCCUCAUCCAACCUCGAAGGAAGACAACUACGUAAUGAACAUGAUGACCAGUACGAUUCAGACUACGAAGCUCAGCUCCAACACGCCAUCCGCCUCUCGUUGAUGGAAGCUGGAUGUGACGCUGACACUGUCGUGAGCGUCGAUGAGAAUGUGUCUCAGAGUAGCCUUGCCACCCACUAUGGCCACGAGUUCAAAGUUAAGAAGACUAAGACAAAGAGCACAUCCAGGAAGGAAAAAGGCAAGGCCCCGUUACUGGCACCAGGAGCCAAGACAAUGGAGUCUGGGUCUUACCACUACAGUGGCGGCUCUGGAGUAAGGUUUGAUGAAGGGCCGAACAUUAUGCCUGACGAAGUCGGAUUUCGCGCAGAUUUCGACACCGGAAUCGACGAUGACCUGGCUCUUGCACUCAGAUUGAGCCUGGAGGAAGAGGAACGGCGGCUUAGACGAGCCAACAACGGUGUUGUUGGUGUCUUUUCGAACGUGGACGAAUACGUGCCGUUGAGUGAGAGGGGCGAAAGGGGAAAAGGGAAGGAAAAGAGCAUGUGA